AAUUAUCAGAAUAGAUUUCAAAAUAAAGUCAUAUGUGAGAAUUAAUUUCAAAUAUUUUUUCAAGCAAGUACUAGUCUGAUAAUUACGUUUACUAUAUAAAUUUUAAAUGUUGCUAUUGAAGAAACUAUUACUGUAUUGUUAUUAUCGUGUUCGUUAAAUGAUAAAACUACAAAGUGACAUCCUAACAGAUGAUAAAUUGGUUAGUUACUUCACACAAAGCCAUGUGCUGGUAUGACAAAAGCCAAAAGUUUUCGAUCAAUUAAAAAAAUCCAUUUUUAAAACGUAAAAUCACUAUCAAAAUUCCAUUGUGAUACAACUCAAGAGAUACUAAAUCAUGUUGUGUACGAAUCGGGUUCUCCAGCAAUACCCAAGGGUUGUCAGAAAAUGUUCUUCCUUGUGUGAUUCUAAAGAUAUCAAGAGGGGCUUACUCUUGGGUAUGUAUGAAGGGUGUAAUCAGGGAGAGUAUGUCUUCACACCCGCUGCUGCCAAGUUCGAUCAGGAAAACGGAGGUCGGAUAUUGGAACUCCUCAAAGGGACGGACCUUAAAGCCGGAGACUGCAGGGUAUUCCACAACUUGGGAACCGAGUUCUACGCCAUCGCGAUGACCUGCUGCGGCCCGGAGUCUUUGGGCUUAAACGAGAUAGAGAUGUUGAACGAGUGCAAGGAGGGUAUCCGGGUGGCUGUCGGCUCUGGAGUGCGCGCCCUGGAGAAGUCGGCCAUCGGCCACAUCAUGGUGGAGGGCUUCACGAACGCGGAGGCCGCCGCGGAAUCGGCCAGCCUCAGCGUCUGGAGGUGGCAGGACAUGAAGGACCGGAGCAGGAACGCCAUCGAGGCCAAGGUCGACCUCCACGAUGAUCCAGACACGGAAGGUUGGGUUCGAGGGAUCCAGAAGGGAGAAGGGCAGAACAUAGCUCGACGGCUGUCUGAGGUGCCAGCCAACAUUAUGACGCCCGUGGCGUUCUCCCAGGCAGCUUUGGACAUCCUGUGCCCAUGCGGAGUCCACGUAGACAUCAGGGACAGAGACUGGCUGGAAGAGAAGAAGUUCCUCGCCUUCCUGACCAUGUCGAAGGGUUCCUGCGAGCCGCCCCUCUUCUUGGAGAUGAGCUACUGCGGAGGAGGCGAAGGGGACAAGCCGGUGGUGAUCACCGGGAAGGGAGUUACCUUCGACAGCGGCGGCCUCUGCCUGAGGAAGUGCGAGGGGAUGAAUGAGUUCCGGGCGGACAUGGCGGGGGCGGCCGUCAUCGUGGGGCUGCUCAGGACCCUAGCGGCCCUGGGCAUCCCGAUCAACGUCAAUGCUCUGGUUCCACUGAUGGAGAACAUGCCCGGAGGAGCCUCGAUAAAACCGGGAGACGUCCUGGUCGGGAUGAACAACAAGACGAUCCGGGUGGAGCAGACAGACCACGAAGGGAGGGUCAUCAUGGCAGACACACUGUCGCAUGCCAAUGCCUUCAACCCCUGUCUUACUGUCAACCUCGCCACCAUGACUGAGGGGAUACGUACAGCGCUAGGUUCUUCGGCGACGGGCACCUUCACAGAGUCUGACACCGUUUGGCGAGAGCUGGCCAAAGCUGGAGCGGACACUGGAGACAGAGUGUGGAGGAUGCCUCUCUGGAACUUCUUUAGGAACAGAGUGAAGGGUCAUACUGGAGUCGACGUACACAACGUCGGCGCUGGCCGGGGUGCGACUCCGUGCCUAGGAGCUGCCUUCUUGAGCGAGUUCGCCCCGCCGGUUGACUUCGUCCACAUGGACCUGAUGGGGACGGGUAUGGAGUCCGGGGGGACGCCGAUUUACCUCCGGAAGGGGCUGAUGACCGGAAGGCCGACAAGAACUCUCUUCCAGUUCCUCAACCAGAUGGCCUGUCCGUUGGACAAGGAGUCGGUGUGCUGAUCGUGAUUAUAUUUACUGUCUUCUAUGUCCCGUUUCGUCAGUACAGAACAAAUACAUUGGAAAUUGUGUA
Messenger RNA from Nezara viridula (southern green stink bug), 1958 nucleotides. The record is from the annotation of a GenBank genome assembly. NCBI's taxonomy places the organism in Eukaryota, Metazoa, Arthropoda, Insecta, Hemiptera, Pentatomidae.